AUGGUAGAAACUAAGACAAUUCUCCUGAUUGGUCGCACCGGCCGAGGAAAAUCAGCCUUGGCUAAUGUAGUCACUAGCACCAAUAACUUUAAAGAGAAUGAGAGAAGCAUAAGUAUUGGAGAUACCCAGUUGCCAACGGAAAAAAUAUUAGACAUCGUUGCCGAAGCAGUAUAUUUAGUUAGAAAUGGGAUCAAUCAAGUUCUUUUUGUUACUAAUGGUCGAUUUGAACAAUAUGAAAUGGCUACUUAUAACUUGUUGAGAACAGUUAUUUUUGAUCAGGAUAUUACUAAACAUACCGCCGUAGUCCGCACUCGGUUUAAGGAUUUCAAAAACUCGAAGAAGUGUGAAAAUGAUAUUGCUUUAAUGAUUGAAAGGGGUGGCGAACUAGCAGAAAUAAUCAAGUCUUGCCAAGGCAGGGUUCUUCACGUUGAUAAUCCUCCAAUUUCCAUUGCUAGUGCUUAUAAUGAAAGUGAAAAGGAAAGAGAAAAUAGAGAAAAAAAAUUAGCCCUGCACAAAAAGUCAAGAGAUAAGUCUAAGGAGAAAAUUCUCUAUCACCUAAAAAAAACUUCUUCAGAGUCUUAUCGCCCCCCCAAGUUGCAAGAGUUAAGUGAGGAAAUUGUUAGUUAUAUGGAGAGCAAAAAAAGAUUAGAAAGAGAAUUGACAGAAAAAUUACAAGUGAAAAAAUUUAAGAGGCUGAAAGUUAAAAUAUGA
Messenger RNA from Paraglomus brasilianum, 711 nucleotides. The record is from the annotation of a GenBank genome assembly. Lineage: Eukaryota; Fungi; Glomeromycota; Glomeromycetes; Paraglomerales; Paraglomeraceae.